Messenger RNA from Pelobates fuscus (common spadefoot toad), 1959 nucleotides. RefSeq names its product mucosal vascular addressin cell adhesion molecule 1 (gene MADCAM1). Gene Ontology annotation, biological process: leukocyte tethering or rolling; positive regulation of lymphocyte migration; integrin-mediated signaling pathway. The transcript is spliced from 6 exons. Gene Ontology annotation, molecular function: integrin binding involved in cell-matrix adhesion. Bases 7 to 1629 code for a protein of 540 amino acids. NCBI's taxonomy places the organism in Eukaryota, Metazoa, Chordata, Amphibia, Anura, Pelobatidae. The record is from RefSeq and is a predicted model, not a curated record. Gene Ontology annotation, cellular component: membrane.
GAUCCAAUGGCUCAGACUUGCAGGAUCGUACUCCAGAUGGCACUUCUGUGUACUGCCCGGACUUCUUUAAAUGUGCUUCCUCAGGAUCCCAUUGUGCCCGUUGGUGGCACAGUUCAACUGAAUUGCACUAUUAAUUGCCAUGGAGGUUCUACUACCUGGAAGGGACUUGACACAAACCUGGCUGGACUAGUCUCGGGCAUAGGUUACAGCUUACUUACCAUCGAAAAUGCAAGCAUCUCCAUGGGAGGUUACAGGAUCUGUGUUGGGAUGUGUCCAGGAAAGAGACUUCUCCAAAGAAAAGUGCACCUGCAAGUAUACGCACUCCCACAAUCCCUACAAGUGACCUCCCACACUAAAGAACAGCCUCCCACUCUGCGAUGUUCUAUGUAUGGACUUUACCCACACGUACCUGUAAAACUGACCUGGUACCGUGGUCAAGAGAAAUUGAUGAGUGCUAGUGAUAAUGAAGACAUAACUGAGAAUGGGGAGUUGUUUAAUGUGAAGUGGAGUUUGGAGAUCCCUGCAAAGAAAAUAUGGGCAGCAGGGACAACGUACAGGUGUGAGGCUGAGGUGACCAUUCUUGACCAAGUAUUCAAAAGACAGGGUACCUUGCAACUGGAAGACAAAGCAAAAAGUACUACACGUGCCAUCCUGCUUGCAAGCUCAGAAACCACAGGAAUCCCUACAACUAUUUCAGGAAGACCUCACGGUGCAUCAACCAUGGAAUUAUCCACAUGGAAAGCAGAUAUUCUUCGGGCACAAAGAAGUUCCACCCCACAACCUGAAUGUACCAAAAUACAGCCUAAUCCUACAACCUCUACCAAUAAGGAACCUGUAACCCAAGCUGAACAAAUGGGAACAAAGCUGUCCGCCACAUUCAUGUCCAUUCAUGAAUCAAGAAAUUCAGCUACUAACUCUCUGAAAAGCAACAAACUGUUAACAUUCACUACACCCCUCAUCAUCCCUCGAAGCUCAUUUAUCGAGGAGAAGUCUACAUAUCCACCUUCUGUCUAUCAAGGUACCCUAAUGAAUAUUUACAUCAAAGUAAACCUCAAAGACAUCACAACACCAAGUGAAUCUAUCGGGAACAGUAUUGUAGAGGAAACAUCUACUCCAAUUAUACCCACAGGUACAGGUAUCACAAUGCCUGCAACCCCUUCAAUCAUAGGAACACCCACUAUUAUUUUGGGGAGCUCUAAGGUGGCAUCUUCUGCACUGGACACCACUACCACGCAUGGGACACAAGGAAGAUCCACUGCUCAAUAUGAACUCAAAGCCUCUCAAAGAAAACACAAGAUAGAGUCUGCUACACAGAAACACUUUAAUACUCCAACUACUACUGGCACAGAGCCUGUAACAAGGCUGUUCAGCACAUUACGGCCAUUUAAAGACAGAACUCUCAUUACUAAUUAUGACAAAAGCAAUCCAACUUGGCAAUUUACUUCCUCUGUCACCCACACCAUGAUCAAUCCUGCACAAGAGAAACCCACCAGAUCUAUUCUAAAUGAAAAACUAAGAUUUACAUGGAUAUGGCUACCUACACUGGGUUUGACAGGGAGCAUCCUACUCUCUUUCCAGCUCUGGAGGCGCCUAAAUCGAAAAGGAUCCUUCCAGUUUAAACAACCCUAAAGGAGCAAAGGAUAUAUAAAGAAAAAAAUAUAUAUAAUAAAAAUUCCUGGAUCUCUUAUUUAGACUUGAGGGAGUGUCUUCUCCUGAAAACCCCAAAGAGAAGAUACCAGAAUGGUGUGGUUCAUCAUGUAGACAUUUAAAUCAAUCCUAAUGCACCAUACUGUAUACACAACUAGAAAUCUGUGCAUUAAGGUGAAGUGGCAACAUGUUUUCCUGGAAUGAACCCGGUUUCUACAGCCCAGAAAGUAAAUUUGGUACUCUGUGCUCAGAUUGGUGCCUGAAGACCUGUGGUCCAAUCAAACCAUAGACUGGUACUAAGACAUUAAAACA